GCACUGAUUUCUUGGAUUUCUAUUUAGCAUCUCGAGUUUGCGCAAAUCAAUUACCAGCAGCCAUUUCUAGUAAAUGAACUCGCUGUUUGUCGUUCUGUAACGGAGGAUCUACCUAAGACCUAAAAGCAUGCCACAUUUUCUCCGAUAUACCUAAUGGACAAAAAUAAUUAAAAUGCUAGAAAUAUCGGUGAUUGGAAUGCUUCAACAUAUUCUGAUUUGUACAACUAGAGACCGAUCGACUACCUGUAGGAUUGCAUCAAGCGCGUGAGGGAGGCGGUGAUGCCCAGGAGGUAAUGCGCAUUAGGAUAAUGUGACACAAUUCGGGUUUUUUGCACUCGAACGAAGGUUUUUGUGCGCAUCGUGCAGAUUUGUAGACGGUGAAUAUAAGCUAAUGGAACCACCGUAAUCUCAAGGAGAGCUGAUCACACGUUGUUUUUGAACAGGCGUUGGGAUGCUCCACGUUUAUCCUUCAAACCCAGUUGAAGAUGUACAGAACAGGGGAACAUUUCCAGCAAUAUACGCGCACCUGUACCAUAAAAGCUCCGUCUGAAUGGCAUUACUUGAAUGUUUGAAUUCUUGAAAUCAAAUGGCAAUAGGUUUUGCACCUGAUGUUAAGCAAUCCGCAGUCGAUCGAAUGAAUGAUCAUUCCAUGCAUCAGUGUGCAGAGUGACUAAUCGCACUUGGACCACAAUAAGACGGGAUGGAGAAGAAUCAGACACACGUUUUGAUUAUUGGUAUUGGGCUAUCAGAAAGCGCUCUGUAGUAAAGUUGCAGCGGUCGAACUACAGGUGCUAUAUGAAGAACAGGUCACAAGCGUUAAUUUGCCCUCGCAGAAAUGCCAGUGCGUGCUGUGACUUCCAGGUUCAUGUACAGGGGACUUUGCUCAAUUCCAGAUAUCCUCUCCUACAGGACUCCCGUCAGCCUCCCCGAGGAUGAAGUGGAAGAGAUCCGUGAAGCCUUUAAGGUGUUUGAUCGUGAUGGGAAUGGAUUCAUCUCAAAACAGGAGCUAGGAGUGGCCAUGCGGUCUCUUGGUUACAUGCCAAAUGAAGUGGAGCUGGAGGUGAUCAUUCAGAGACUGGACAUGGAUGGUGACGGUCAGGUGGAUUUUGAAGAGUUUGUGGCACUUCUCGGACCAAAACUGUCUUCAGCCGGUAUGCCUGACAGAUUUCACGGAGCCGAGUUUGACUCCAUAUUCUGGAAGUGUGACAUGCAAAAGCUGACUGUGGAUGAGCUGAAGAGACUCCUGUAUGACACCUUCUGUGACCAUUUGACUAUGAAAGACAUCGAGAACAUCAUCAUGACUGAGGAGAGUCACUUAAACAGUCCCGAGUGCCAAGUAGAUAUUGACACAAGUCCCAUGCAACAAGUCAAGCACACCUGUGUGCGCAAGAGCUUGAUUUGUGCCUUCGCCAUUGCAUUCAUCAUCAGCGUCAUGCUCAUCGCAGCCAAUCAGAUGCUUCGAAGAGGAAUGAAAUAGACAGUUCCGUUUCUAAGACAACUCAUGACUGAUAAAGGGAAACAAGAUAAAAAUGCAACAAAAAAAAGCCCACUCAUUUUACUAGUUUAUAUUGGUCACAGUCUUACAAAAACACCAAAGGCUGCACUUUCGUUCUACUAUAAACCCGAGGUAAAGAGAGACUGUUGUUAGACAGACAAAAGAACAAUUUAGCCCAAAACAACAUAGUUUAAAAGAGUCAUUGUACUAUAUUAAGGAUCAUUCUCCAAUAAAAUAUUACAUUUGUUUAGGCUUAUGUUACAAAGUAGAAUUUUGUUGUAUAGUUGUAAUCCACUUUAUAUCAAAAUCAUGUCAGGGUGUUUAUAUAACAUGACACAAUGACAUUGACAAAACAAUUUACCCAUUUUGUAACAACGUUGUGUGACUGGGUCAUGUAUGUUACACAGUUUUAGGUCCAGUAGAUCCAAGAUUUAUUUCACCAAGAUUUUCUCAAACAUCACCGGUUUAACCUUUGGGGAUAUUCGUGGAUACAGAAUGAGAAAAAGGGAAUAAACCAAAUUUUCAACACCAAGUGUAAGUCAUCAUGAGUAGUUAGACUUAGAGCAAUUCAAAAAGAAAAUGAAUGUACUAGAAAUGUACCAGAAAUAAACUUGAUUGAACUAGAGUAUAAAUUUGGUGACAAUCCAAAGUGUUAUUGACUCUAACCUGUGCAAUUGUCUUUUGUUAACUUGCAAAAACAUUAUUUCUUCCAGUCUUGACUCUCAGGAUUGUUUGUUGUCAGGUCUUUUAUUAAAUUAUCUGCUGGUUGUGUGAGGAAAAAGUAUUGUGGAAAAUGCCUGAAUAUUACAGGCUAUACGUAUAGUGUGCCAUGUGAGGCUAAAUGUUUUUGUCGAUAUCCUGCAAUAUAAUUGUUUUGAGUGUUAUUACAUAUGAUUACAUAUUUGCAUGAAAUGUUUCCUAGCAUUUCAAUAACAUCAGUGUUGUCAGUGAAUAAUCAGUCUGUAUCAAUAUUAUCAUUAUUUUCUUUAACAACUUGUGGAUUUCAUUUGUUCUGGGGUAUUGUGAUCUGUAUAAUGGUAAAUUCUUAGUUUUCAAGUCAUGACAUUAUAACUGUCUCUCAUCGUUUACUUUUAACCAAGUUUGUGUCCACAUGAUCCUUGUCCACUAGAAAACUACAGCUCAAGUAGAAAAUUUUCAUUGCUUUUAAACCAACUGUAUGUAACUUUUCUUUUUACCUUGAAAUAUGGGUUUUAGAAUCAUUUCUUUUAAACUCUUCUCUCCAAGGUCUGUUCUACUGAGCAGGUACGAAUUUCUGUGAAAACGGCGGAUUGCUUUACAAAUGGCAUGUUUACAGCUUUCAAGUUUGAUUAGGACAGUGAAUUCCACUCACGUAACUGCAGGAGGCUCUAAAGUUGCACAUAUACACAAAAUUACACACAGUUUACACACAAAGUUUAUGUAUUCAUAGCAUGACUCAAAGGGAAUGAACCAGUGCAUGUUAUUCAGAAGUAUUAUUUUGAAGCUAAUCGUAACAAGCAAUAUUUGGCUUAUGCACACUCUGAAAUAAAUGUAUGCAUCCAGCAUCUAGCUGUAAUUUAUGCAUUUGUCAGUAAUCUCAGUGCCUAAACAGUAAAUUGGGUGUUGUUGUUCUGUGUGACACUUAACUGAUACAAAUAGGUGUUCAUUAACAUUUCUCUGACUUAAUUUGGAAAAACAAUAAUGUACGUUAAGUCUGUUAUGACUAAGUAAUUAAAUGGAUCUGCAGCUGCUGCAUAUGACUGUAAUGACAGUGUUGCAUUGGUUUUAUGAAGCUGUAGAGUGAAACAUAUCAAUUUACAAGAUCAGACUUUUUUUCAUUGUUAUCAUGGAAGGUAUGUCUGUUACUUGUAGUCAGUAAAGUCCAACAUUCUGACUUCUGAUCAUGAAGGUAAAUGCUGACAUGAUGACGUUUUUUUUGCAGUUGCGUGCAUUUGUAAUUUUCUGACAUGUUGUAUUGUGUAUUGUCAAGGUCAGCCUCUUGUUAAAAUAUGCAAUCUAUGCUUAUUUAAUGACAAUUUACUGUGAAUUAAAGUUACGGUUUAUAUAUCUAUACCUAUAUCUAUACAAAUUGAGAUAUACUGAUUUCAGGACAUCAGAAACAUAUCAUGCUCUCGAUUUCCAAAGCUCAAGCAUGUGAUCUGCUGUGCAAAUUGUUUUUACACACUAAUAGGGGUAUUAUUGUUUAACAUGGCAAUAUGUUUUUUUCAUUCAGAGUAAUAAAUGGAUAAAACUCCUAGGAUUAUAUAAAAAUUUGUUUUAUUUUUGUAUUUUUCCAAUAUUUCUUUAUAUAAAUUCAUCUAAUAACACAUGGAAAUAUUACAGCACAUUUACUUAAAUUACAUCUAUUACAUUCAAACGGCUGAUACACGUUGGCAGUUACAAAUUAGCUCACUUAAUCAUAUUAAUGUAGUGAUGUAACACUAAUAUAAGCAACUGAUGUAUGUAACUUUAUAUUGCAUCAAUGUAGCCCUAGAAAACGACCUUGAAUCUAUGAUGUGCCAACAUGUGCUGGUGUUACAAUUAAUUGUACCAUGUGAACAAAUGAAAUAAAACAGUGGUGCUUCUUC
Molecule: messenger RNA, 4062 nt
Organism: Carassius gibelio (silver crucian carp)
Lineage: Eukaryota; Metazoa; Chordata; Actinopteri; Cypriniformes; Cyprinidae
Product: calcium-binding protein 7-like
Exons: 5
Coding region: 836-1477 (213 amino acids)
Molecular function (GO): calcium ion binding
Source: RefSeq, a predicted model, not a curated record